This is a messenger RNA of Bufo gargarizans (Asiatic toad), 1191 nucleotides long. RefSeq names its product olfactory receptor 6N1-like. Gene Ontology annotation, cellular component: membrane. Gene Ontology annotation, biological process: G protein-coupled receptor signaling pathway. Lineage: Eukaryota; Metazoa; Chordata; Amphibia; Anura; Bufonidae. Gene Ontology annotation, molecular function: olfactory receptor activity; G protein-coupled receptor activity. The record is from RefSeq and is a predicted model, not a curated record. The transcript has 3 exons. The coding region runs from base 1 to 1191 and encodes 396 amino acids.
AUGGCAGGAAUAUCAUGGCUGCCCUGCAUUUUGGAGAAAGAGCACAUGCUGAUGUAUGACAAAAUCACAGCAGGGAGCAUGUGUUACUUUCGACUCAGCUUGCCAACUUAUCAGGAAGGCAUUUGGCAUACUCAGAUUUGGAUUGCAGAAGAGGAACAGCUUCCACAUCUUGCUGGUCCUUCUUCUGCUGUUGGAGACCUGCAUGGACGAAGUCCAAAGGAGGAAGAAGUGGAAGAUAACUCUUAUCUUUUCUGUAAACAGGAGAUUAAUGUGACUGUGGUAAGUCAGUUUUGCCUCUUAGGAUUUAAUAUUAGCCAAUAUUUAAGAAUUUCCCUGUUCUGUCUUCUCCUGGUGGUUUACUGUGGGACAAUAUGUGGGAACCUCCUGAUCAUCAUCCUGGUGUCCAUCAGCAAGAACCUCCAGUCUCCAAUGUACUUCUUCAUCUCACAACUGUCCAUCGGUGACAUCUUAUUAACAACUGAUAUUGUCCCCAACCUGCUCCAUAUCCUACUGAAUAAUGGGGGAAUCAUUCCUUUUAUUGACUGUAUCACUCAAUUCUAUAUUUUUGGUUCUAUAGAAACAUUAGAAUGUUUCCUCCUCACAGUGAUGUCUUAUGACAGAUAUAUGGCCAUCUGUAAUCCCCUUCAUUAUACUUCUAUCAUGACAGCUCAAUUUUGUGUGAAAAUGGGCAUUAUUUGUUGGUUCUAUGGAUUUUCCAUUAAUGCAAUUUACACUAUAACAACAGCAAAUCUAACCUUCUGUGGCCCAAAUAUCAUCAACCAUCUAUUCUGUGAUAUUCUUCCAUUACUAGAACUUUCCUGCUCUGACACCUCCAUUGUUCAUUUAGAGAUGUAUUUCAUAGGCUUUCCAAAUGUCUUCAUUCCAACAACAAUUAUUGUAUUGUCUUACACUUGUAUUGUUUUAGCAGUCUUAAGGAUCCCAUCCAGUACUGGUAGACGGAAAGCCUUCUCCACCUGUAGCUCCCACCUCAUUGUGGUCUCCAUAUUCUACUGGACUCUUUUUAGUGUUUAUGUUGUCCCAACAAAAGGUCUGACGCUCUCUAUGAGCAAAAUCUUAUCACUGCUAUAUACAGUGUUUACACCUUUCAUCAACCCUAUUAUAUACAGUCUGAGGAAUAAUGAAAUUAGAAAAGCUGUGAAGGAAACACUUCAUAGGCUUAUGGGCUGGUAA